AUGGCCGAAGGAAACAAGAAAUUUACCAUCCAAAACCUCUUCAAUGUUGAAGACUGGGUCGUCGUGAUCACAGGCGGCGCGACGGGCAUUGGCCUGAUGAUGGCGCAGGCCUUCGCCAACAACGGCGCGCGCGUCUACAUUACGAGCCGACGCCAAGAGGCGCUUGAGACCGCCGCGAAGACGUGGGGAACUUCUUUGGCUCAUCCCAAAGGCAAGAUCAUCCCCAUUCAAGCCGACAUUACCGAGAAGCCGAGUAUCGAGAACUUGGUGAAGCAGGUUUCGCAGAAGGAGAAGUAUGUCGACGUGUUGGUCAACAAUGCUGGUAUAAGUGUAGGGAGCAGCUCGGUGGAGAAGGGGCAUGAGAGCGCAGAGGAGUUGGCGAAGGAGCUCUUCAGUGAGGAGCAGAAGAACUGGGAAGAUGUGUACCGGACCAACGUCAUCGGAUACUUUUUUACGACAGUGGCGUUCCUUCCUCUGCUAAGUGCGGCGUCAAAGGCACGUCCAGGACAUACUGCCGCGGUCAUCAACAACACUUCGAUGUCUGGAAUCACCCGCACGACGCAGCACCACUACAAAUACAACGUGUCGAAGGGCGCCGCGAUUCACCUUAACACGCUGCUGGCGCAGGAGCUCCGUCGGCCUGGUGUCAAGGUCCGCGUCAACAGCGUCGCACCUGGUAUCUUCCCCUCAGAAAUGACCACCAACGAGUCGGACGAGACGAACAAGAGCCAGAUCCCUGUUGACGAAAGCUACGGCGAGAAGAAGGGUAUUCCGGCUGGUCGUCCAGGACGGGAGGAAGAUAUGGCGCAGCUCGUCCUGGCGAUGGCCGUGAAUGAGUACUUGUACGGGCAAACUAUCGCGCUCGAUGGAGGUUACCUCCUCGAGCACCCUUAA
Molecule: messenger RNA, 894 nt
Organism: Gloeophyllum trabeum ATCC 11539
Lineage: Eukaryota; Fungi; Basidiomycota; Agaricomycetes; Gloeophyllales; Gloeophyllaceae
Product: NAD P-binding protein
Exons: 3
Coding region: 1-894 (297 amino acids)
Source: RefSeq, a predicted model, not a curated record